GUACCACAACCGCUUGUCACUCCCCUCCUUGUCCUGCUUCUCUCUCUGUCACCUUCUUCGAACACGCAGCAGCAUUACGAUGGCGUCAAACAAUUUGUGGCCGAUGCUCAUCAAAAUCAUAUUUCCGAUACCAGCGAGCUUCUUGCUUUUGAUUUGUUUGCCUCUGUCAACCCAAAGCAGGAUAAUGCGAUGGACGCGCCGUCUCUACGACAAGAUCUUCUCUUUCCAGGUGAUGAGCAUCCCCCUCAUCUACCUCAUCAUGGCGGCCUCCUGCGCCCUCUUCGCCGCCAUGUGCCUCGAGACCUACGGCCUGCGCGUGCGGGAGGUGAACGCGACGCAGUUCGACGAGAAGAUGAACCUGCGGGGCCGCCGCUGGAGGGCCGAGCGCAACUUCUACAUCUCCUUCAUGUUCCUCUCGUGCUCCGUGCUGGCGAACCGGGUGCGGCUCAUGCUUAAGGAGGUGGACUCGCUCACCGAGCAGAUUCGAGAGAUGCGCAAGAGAUGACCAUCGGUGGAGAAAUGACCGGCCGGGGACGGCGUUGCUAGAAGUUUUGGUCAUGUGUUUUUGUUUUCACUACAGGGCGGUGUGUCUUACUAGUGGUGCGUUUCGUAUUUCGUAUUCUAUCUGUUGGUGUGUGUUUUUUUGUGAUGUUGUGAGGUGUGUUUAUUUGUGGUACUGUUUAACGAUGCAGCACUCGAGGGACACAAAGAGAGAGAGACGAUGACGCCAGUCGUGCCCUUAGCUCCCUCGGCACAAGAUGGUACAACUGUCAGUUAACACAAGAAGGCGAGUAGGGUGUUCCAACAACGGGUGGACGUCGACAUGGGGAGGGAUGAUGCCGAGAAGGGUCUAUUACAUAGCGCAAGAGGUGGUCUUGCACACCUAUCGAGUGGUCAUGCUUGUACGUACCGGUGACCCCUCUUCGUAACUUGUGGAGUGAGACCAUUGACUCGAACAAGCAAGGAAGUGCUUUCAUGAACUUCGAUGGAUGUGAUUUCUUUCUUUCGCUGCAUACACGACCAUCGCCCUCUCGUCUAAACGGGAAAGAGAUGGCUCGGUCAACACCAACCCGUCUUAAUCUAGCUGAAAGCGAGUGAGUGUAUGGGGAAGCCUAUCGGCAUGGCUACUACUACUGCGGCGCGCGCUCGACACCUGUUUUCAUCGGUUUUCUUUCGAGCUUUACUAGCACAAGGGGGAUUGAUGGCAGCGAUGGAGUCAAGAUUAUGUGCAGUCUUGUUCCUAUCGGAAGGAACGACGUGCUGCUCCUGUCCCUUUGUAUCGCUCUCUUUUUCUUCGUCGCUCUCGAGCAUGUGCAUGUUCGUCUAGCCAAGGAAAGCGUGAGGUAAUCUUCGGUUGACGCGCGCGGUACGCGUCUUCUUGGCCGCACGAGGAAUGAUACGACCCUUUUGCUCG
Ectocarpus sp. CCAP 1310/34 is the source of this 1414-nucleotide messenger RNA. The record is from the annotation of a GenBank genome assembly. NCBI's taxonomy places the organism in Eukaryota, Phaeophyceae, Ectocarpales, Ectocarpaceae.